Molecule: messenger RNA, 1050 nt
Organism: [Torrubiella] hemipterigena
Lineage: Eukaryota; Fungi; Ascomycota; Sordariomycetes; Hypocreales; Clavicipitaceae
Source: the annotation of a GenBank genome assembly
AUGCUACUCCACCACAUUAUCCUCCUUCUCCACACUACCACAGCCUCUUCAGCAUUAAUCAUCCAUCUACCAAGCAUCUUCUCGUACCCAGGUCACAGUGGAAACCACAACGGUAGUCUUUUUGCCAGGCAGAAUAAUGCGGAUAGUGUGUCAACCUGUGGUUACUUGAAUGGGAACCCUUCCAAACCACGAACUGCAAACUCUGGCUACAAUUGUCGGGUCGAUACUCAGGACGGUCUCUGGGGCUUCUGCCCUACCUCUGUCAUAGCAGCUAGUGAUUGUGGGUUGGCUGGAAGCUGUGUUGACCAGUUCAAGUGCUCCAAGGGAUGUGGCUUUAUUGACAAGACCCAGUUAACGACCUUUACGUGCGAAUCAACACAACAAUGCGGAACUGCUAUUCUCACUGCAGGUGUCGAUCAAACAUAUACAUAUAUUGCCUGUGGAGGAGAGGCUUUCACAGAUCACUACAUGAUCACACCAACGGCAGACCCUCAGCCAAAAACUACUAAAGAACCACCUAAAGUAGUAUCAACAUCAGACCCUUCGAGUUCACAGCCCAAACUAACCCAGUCACAAACCCAACCGAGCUCCACAAGCUCACCAAAUUCUCACACUACAGAUGUUGCUUCACAGUCAAAGCAAGCUUCAUCAUCAACGGUUACAAGCGCCACGCUUGGAGCCAACUCUCCCAGCGUCAGUCCAGCUGCAGAUUCCGGUAAGCCUAAUAACAUUGUGCUUAUUAUUGGAGGCGUCCUAGGUGGACUUGCUCUUCUUUGCAUUUCUGCCAUCGCCAUCUUUUACCUUUGGCGCCGAAACCAGAAUCAGGCCCCAGCACCAACUAUGACACCAGUUCGUCCGUCAUGGGGCCAGAAAAGCGAGGCAUCAUGCCGUCCUUCCCGACGAAUAACGCGCCAGGAAAUGUCAGCUUCUUCUAUCCAGCCCCCCAUAUAUGCUGAACUAGCCAGUUAGAAUAGUAAAAUGGUCUUCGAAGGAGCGUCUACGACGUUGGCUAGUUCGUCUACCAGAUACCAUAACAGCAAGAGGUAGACU